Messenger RNA from Acanthamoeba castellanii str. Neff, 612 nucleotides. RefSeq lists its product as uncharacterized. The record is from RefSeq and is a predicted model, not a curated record. The transcript has 6 exons. Lineage: Eukaryota; Discosea; Longamoebia; Acanthamoebidae. The coding region runs from base 1 to 612 and encodes 203 amino acids.
AUGGUCGAGCAGAACAUUGUGGCUAUCGUGACCCACAGGCAACCCUACGACCUCGACAGCAGCCUGGUGAAGUGCAAGCAGAGAGUAGAAGCCACUCAGGUGGUGGCAGUGGUCAAGAGGUUCCCUGAGUUGGUGAUCAACAACAAGCCAAUUGUGGCGCUCUGGGUUGCCGUGGCCGCGGGCCAGAGCGUGCAGUAUGUGGGACGAGUCCAGCAGUCUCCGAUCAUUGCCGGAGCCGUCCAGUUUGAGUGGUCCAGCGUCGAAAUACACACCACGUUCAAGGGGAGGGCCAUCGACGCUUUGCUCGACCGUGAGGGGAAUGUGUUCGAGGUGUUUGUAGACGGCUUCUCGUACACCGCCGCCAGCGGUCUCAGCUCCGGGGUUGUGCUGCGCAAGCGCACGGAGGCGCGGUUCGGCGUGGUCACCUUCCGCGGGCUCGUCGUGGCUGGUGGCUGUGCCGCCGGACGGCGAACGCUCCUUCAUCCCUGCAGUCGCGGAGACACCCGAGAAGGCCCAGUCAAGAACGUGGUCGACAAGGAGAAGGCUAAGGGAGUGAACAUCACGUUCAUCGACAGCGCUGAACCCGUCAUCAAGGCCGCCAUGGGCUGGUAA